ACAGAUCACUCAAUCAUAACAUAACCUAUAUUGAAACCGCUUUGUCAUACAUUUUCAUAAUAUUUACGUUCUUCACAUUUAAAUCUAUUGUGUCAUUCGAUUUGGUUCACAAAUCCAUACUCGAACAUGGCAGACAAUCCCUUUGGAUGGGAUUUACUCUUCGAAAGUAUAAAACAUGACUUACGAAACAACCAAGAUCUUCUGUUGGGAUUAGUGCACUACACUCUCGUUUCUAGUGGCUUUAAAUGUAUUGGUCUGGGAGAAUCAAAGGUUCUAAAUGGUGAUGAAAUUAAAAGUGAAACUUUGCCUGACGGUUGGACCGACAACUAUGCAAUGAGAUAUAUUUAUCAAGGUGUCUUAUACAAUAUGAAAGGUACUAACUUAGAUGAUGCUAUUAUGGUAAAUCUAAUUAGAACUGAUGAAAGAAGUGUAUCUUUUGUACAAUUAAACACUAGAUCAGUACUGAAACGUUCAGGUCCUUUGAAUGAAAUGAUACCCGAUUACCUUGCUAUGAUUGAUGUAAUCAAAAAACAAUUAAUAGACAAAGUCAUUAUAUCUAAGAAAAGCAGAGAUGGUUCAACUCAAACAAAUCCUACUACUUCACAGCGAUGGCAACAAAGUAUUGCUUCUAAUUCUCCAAAUCAUUCCCAAAAUGCUAUGUAUGAUAACAGGGAAUACAGAGAAUCUUUUGGCCAAUUCUUGGACCCUGUUGGUAGAAAUGAUUUGGAUCCAUUUGGUGCAGAUCCUCUGAGGAUAGGUCGUCCUAAUCGUCCAAGUGGAGGAGGGAUGCUCUUUCAACCUCCAGGAUUUGGUCCUACUCAUCCCUUACAACCAGGUCUGCCACCUGGUGCAUUACCUCCUGGUGCUAGGUUUGACCCUUUCAGACCUCCAGAUACAGAUCGUUGGGCUGGUAGAAGACCAAAUCGUCCUGAUAAUGAUGAAUUUAUGCCACCAGGAUAUGAUGAUAUGUUUAUGUAAUGGAAUAUUGCAUAUUUGCAAUGUGAAAUGAUUCUACCAAUAAAAAUUAUAUUAUUUUUCAAUGUAUGUUCGCACAUACUCUUGGAUUAUCUUUAUUAACUACUCAAUUGAGUAUUAUUUGAUUUGGUUUGGAUGUUAAGCAUUUUAUAGGUAGAAGAAUUAAGAUUCAAAAAACUUCCAUUGCACACUGUAUUUUCUGAAUAACAGGAAACAUUUUUAAUGUAUGCCUAAUUCUAGUGUUGAUAAAUUUUGUAAUAAAUAUCUUAUGUUGAA
Molecule: messenger RNA, 1251 nt
Organism: Harmonia axyridis
Lineage: Eukaryota; Metazoa; Arthropoda; Insecta; Coleoptera; Coccinellidae
Gene: PI31
Product: proteasome inhibitor PI31 subunit
Exons: 1
Coding region: 127-978 (283 amino acids)
Biological process (GO): proteasome-mediated ubiquitin-dependent protein catabolic process
Molecular function (GO): proteasome binding; endopeptidase inhibitor activity
Source: RefSeq, a predicted model, not a curated record